Messenger RNA from Hyla sarda, 871 nucleotides. Its product is annotated as sarcolipin-like. The coding region runs from base 402 to 497 and encodes 31 amino acids. Gene Ontology annotation, cellular component: membrane. The transcript has 2 exons. Gene Ontology annotation, molecular function: enzyme regulator activity. Lineage: Eukaryota; Metazoa; Chordata; Amphibia; Anura; Hylidae. The record is from RefSeq and is a predicted model, not a curated record.
ACGCUUUAAUAUUUAUUCCGGUGUCUCCAUAUAGAGCCCUGCAGGCUCACGCGCUCCACGACUCCGCUAUGUCUGAGGCUUAUAAGGAAUCGCUUUCUAUUUAUAAUCCUACAGCGUGCCGGCUAAUCCAGGAGGUCCCUGGAAUUAUAUCCGAUAACCAGUGGGAGCCAGGGCGGAGAUGAAACAGCUGCUGCACCUCUAUACAAUGAUAUAUAUGACUAUUAUCCACUAGUGAUGAGCGGCAGCGGCCAUAUUCGAAUUUGUGACAUUUCGCGAAUAUAUGGACUAAUAUUCAUCGAAUGUUCGCGAAAUUCGCUAUAUUGAACAUUGGUGAAGACCUUGGUGGUGUUUCCUCGACUUCUUUGUGGUAAACAACUCCGCCCUCCGUAGUCCUUACGAAGAUGGAGCGAUCCACACAAGAGCUCUUCCUCAACUUCAUGAUCGUGUUGAUCACCGUGCUGUUGAUGUGGCUUCUGGUCAAGUCUUACAUGGAAUAAAAGGACUGCACAAUGCUUCUCAGAAAUGUCUAAGUCAAUGUUUUCAGCCCCUUCAGUGAUGGAGAUGUCUCCUCAACACUGAAGGGGCUCCGUGAAUACGUCUAUGGCACCGUGUACAUAACAUCCAUUCUCAUAUUCAGAGCUUAGCUGCAAUAAUUCAUAGGAACCAAAGGAAACUAUUUGUCUUCAUUUAAAACAUGCUGCUUUUCCAAAACAUAAAAGAAAAGCCAUACUACGGUCAACCUCUGACCAUGUCAACUGCUUGUAAAGAUCAGCUUACAGUGUUACCACCACCAAUGUCUACAACGUAAGAAGCAAGACAAAUACAAAACAACUAAUCCCGGGAAACAACAAGAUUUCAGCUAAAUAAAACA